UGCAGUGUCACCUUACAAUACAGAAAUGUAUUGCAGUCAAAGAGGCAGUUAAAGUGAGUAAAGCCAGUUAUUGUUUAGGCUUGAUUUGAAGUAUCAGUGUCAGACUGUCUGAUAUAUAAUUACAUUCAUUAUUUAUAUAUGUUUUAUUCGUGCUUAUAAAGUGUCAGAGACGUAAACAUCUUAGGCCAACACUUCAAAACGGAAGUUUGUCCGAAGAAUGUUAUAGAUGUGUAAAGUGUCCUUAAGACGAGCCUCCUAUUCAGCCGUGUGAUUGGAAAUAUAUCAUUUAAUAUAGAGAAAGUAAAUCAUUGAUUUCGUUCCUCCUCUUAGAAAACCAAACGAAAAGCUCAACAACUGAAACGACGUCACGCUUGCGUCCGGGGCUUCAACCCACGGCCCAUCGCCGGUCCUUUGCGUCCAACAGAAACAGGAAGUUUUCAGAGUUUACAUGCUAGGCAAACUAGCUCGCAGGUUACAUACGCAUGUAGUAUGUUUGUGGUGUUGACACCCUGAGGACUAUCUGUCAAUGCCACAGACGACCAACGAUACGCUCGACAGCAAGUCUAACCCUAUAGAGACCGUAACAUGCAGUUAUGGAGGAGCGAAAGCUAAAGAGAAAGAGUCCAAGAAUCUCCUCCAACACACCGGCUCCGACCAGUGGCACUGGCCGGAAGAGCAGCGCUAACUCCGGGGGACGGCAAGUCGGCUCCAGCCACAACGCAGGGACUCACUCCAGCCAAAAGAGCAAAACUAGGAGGGGAGUUAGAGACAAACCCAGGCACCCAGGUGCGGGUGCUAAAUCCAACCAGAAGCAGGGGCAGGCAGCUCCCAUUAUCCAGCACUCCUUUCUCACUGACGUUUCGGAUGUGCAGGAAAUGGAGAAUGGCCUGCUCAGUCUGCUGAAUGACUUCCACUCGGGGAAACUACAAGCAUUUGGCAAUGAGUGCUCCAUUGGUCAGAUGGAGCAUGUGAGAGAAAUGCAGGAGAAACUGGCCCGUUUGCACUUUGACCUCUACGGCGAGGUGGAUGAGAUGCCAGAGGACCAGAGGAAAGUCGCCUGCGACACCAACAUGGACAAAUUACUUCUUAAUCUUGAGGAGCUGAGUUCUUCCAUUCAGAAACUCAAUCUAGCCGACUCCCAGGAGAUCCCGAGGACUGCCAGUAUAUAAAUUCUCUUCUCACAACCCCGUCGGACCCGGACCCGGCAAUUCAGAGAGAAAUGAAAAGGCGUGAGGUCAGCUUGAUGCACUACUUCUCUUGAAUAAUGUGGCAGAAAUGUCAAAACAGCUGUUCACCAGCAUCUGUACAGCAGGAUGGAUGUAAGAUGUCACAACAGGGAUGCACUCAUUUUUCAAAGCUACCGAUAGACAUGAGUUGAUCUCAGCACCUUCACUGAUAAAUCCUAAACAGUGCAUUGUCUUGUCUCUUAUAGUCAGUAUUAUAUUUAGUGAGGUUUAACAUCGUGGAGACUUUACUAUCUGCAAUCACACUUUGGAACUGGUGCAUCCCUGUCUUGGCCAGUUUAUAAUCGAGUUAGAGCCAGUCUGGAUUUGCAAUAAAUUGCUAGCCAAAGUGAUAUUGAUAUUAAGCGUUCACCUUGUUUGGUCCAAAAGUUGAUUAAUUCCUUGAAAGUGUUCUUCAGCUUUGUUCAAUGUGAACUGACUGCAAACUUGCUUCUUUCAGAUAUAUGUAAACUUACUCUGUUGCACUUUGUCUUAUCUUUGUCACAGGUCAGUAUCACUGUUCAAUCACAAACUUAAGACCUAUAGACAUUAACUUAUCAAUAUAUGUAUACAGAAAUUCUUGUUUGUAUUCCCAUGAGUAGUUAUGAUCUAAUCCUAGACACAGCAAAAACCUAAAAAUGUAUCCUAAUUAGCUGUAGUUUUAUGGAUUACAUUUGAAUGACAUAUAAUUGCACAGUAGAUUCUGACCAUACUGACUGCUGUGUGUUAUUUGUAAGAAAAUAAGCAUUAACCCGAAGUUUGUGAUUUUGCAUUUGAUUUCUAGCUACAUAUGAGUGGCCUGAUAUCACCUACAACACCUCGUUCAGUGUUGAAUAUAUUUGCACAUAUCCAUGCAACACGCUAAACACACUGCACGUUUUCAUUGGUGUGACGCUGGAAAAUACUGAAUUAUCCAAAUGUGGACAUCACAACCAUGCCUUAAUGUCUUUCAUUUAGUCCGUUUGCCUUAUUGGUUCUUACCAUCUAAUCAUGUUACAUAGAGCGGGUUUGGAUUCUGUGAUGUUAACGAUCAUGUGAUGCUGCUGUGAUUUUAAAUCCUACUUGAUUUUAACGUGUGGUGUUUGGGGAUGUGGGAUUAUUACUGAGUGUUUUACUGCUUUAACUGUUUUGUGGUUUGACCCAAUAAAUGUGUUGUCUGAA
Molecule: messenger RNA, 2384 nt
Organism: Eleginops maclovinus (Patagonian blennie)
Lineage: Eukaryota; Metazoa; Chordata; Actinopteri; Perciformes; Eleginopidae
Gene: ccdc28a
Product: coiled-coil domain containing 28A
Exons: 6
Coding region: 594-1169 (191 amino acids)
Source: RefSeq, a predicted model, not a curated record